Molecule: messenger RNA, 1539 nt
Organism: Anopheles coustani
Lineage: Eukaryota; Metazoa; Arthropoda; Insecta; Diptera; Culicidae
Product: epidermal growth factor receptor-like
Exons: 5
Coding region: 1-1539 (512 amino acids)
Biological process (GO): positive regulation of cell population proliferation; multicellular organism development; positive regulation of kinase activity
Cellular component (GO): basal plasma membrane; signaling receptor complex
Molecular function (GO): transmembrane receptor protein tyrosine kinase activity
Source: RefSeq, a predicted model, not a curated record
AUGACAACAACCCUAGUGGAUGGCCGCGAGACACAACAAGACAUGUUAGUGAAGGAAAAAAUAUGCAUCGGUACGAACGGACGCAUGUCGGUGCCGCCGAACCGCGAGAACCACUACAAGAAUCUGCGCGGUCGCUACACCAACUGUACAUACGUGGAUGGCAACCUGGAGAUCACCUGGAUCCAGAAUGGCAGCAUCGAUUUAAGCUUUCUGCAGCACAUUCGCGAGGUGACCGGGUACGUGCUGAUCAGCCACGUCGACAUCCCGCAGGUGAUCCUGCCGCGGCUUCAGAUUAUCCGCGGGCGAACGAUGUUCAAGCUGAACAAAUGGGACGACGAGUUCGGGCUGUUCGUGUCCUUCUCGCAGAUGAACACGCUCGAGCUGCCGGCGUUGCGUGACAUCAUCAACGGCUCGGCGGGGAUCUUCAACAACUACAACCUGUGUCACCUAGACACGAUCAACUGGGACGAGAUCAUCUCGGAUCCGCAGGGUAGGAUUAAACACUCAUUCCAAAUGAUGCCAACGCAAUGUCCGUCGUGCCAUCACUCGUGUGAAGCGGGUUGCUGGGGCGAAGGUGCACACAACUGCCAGAAGUUCAGCAAGCUCAACUGUUCGCCUCAGUGCUCGCAGGGUCGCUGCUUUGGGUCGAAGCCUGGUGAGUGUUGCCAUCAGUUCUGCGCCGGUGGUUGUACCGGUCCGACCCAGCAGGAUUGUCUGGCGUGCAAGAACUUCUACGAUGACGGUGUGUGUAAGCAGGAGUGUCCUCCGAUGCAGAUCUAUAACCCAACAAACUACCUCUGGGAACCGAAUCCCGAUGGCAAGUAUGUGUAUGGCACAACAUGCGUGCGAAACUGUCCGGAACAUCUACUGCGUGAUAACGGAGCCUGCGUUCGUACCUGUCUACCGAACAAGAUGCCACAGAACGGAGAAUGUGUACCAUUCAAUGGACCCUGCCCGAAAACAUGUCCCGGCGAGGGCGUGGUGCAUUCGGACAACAUCGGCAAGUACAAAGACUGCAUCAUCAUCGAGGGUUCGCUGGAGAUCCUCGAUCAGACGUUCGCCGGCUAUCAGCAGGUGUUUGCGAACUUCACGUUUGGACCGCGAUACACCAAGAUCCACCCGGACCGGUUGGAAGUGUUCUCCACCGUCAAGGAGAUUACCGGUUAUAUCAACAUCCAGGGCGAUCAUCCGGACUUUACCAACCUUUCGUAUUUUCGCAACCUAGAGGUGGUCGGUGGACGUCAGCUUAAGGAGCACUUUUUUGCCUCGGUGUACAUCGUAAAGACAUCAUUGCGAUCAUUGGAGCUAAAGUCACUAAAGCGCGUCGAAUCGGGUUCGAUCGUUAUCUUGGAGAACAGCAGCCUAUGCUUUGCGGACAACAUCGAUUGGAGCAAAAUCACGAAGAGCAAUGACCAGGACACAAUCGUGCUUAGUGUUGGUGCAUCGGGGAUGGACUGUUCUGAGCAGUGUACCAGUGCCGGUUGUUGGGGCAAAGGACCGGAACAGUGUCUGAAGUUAAACAAAAAAGCUAUCAAUUAG